AUGCCCUCAACUGGUUGGUACACCAUCGGCAUCGCGUCGUUUGCAUCAAUUGGCACGUUCUUAUACGGCUAUGAUACGGGCAUCGUAACUGCGACAAUUACCCAUCUCAGCUGGGCGGCCUAUAUGGGUAGCCCGUCUUCUACUAUUAUGGGGGCUGUCGGUGCCAUCUACAUAGCCGGCGAGGCAGUCGGUGCUUUUUUACAAAUCUUAAUUGCUGAUAAACUUGGGCGAAUACGUUUCAUGCAGAUUGCGGCGAUUGUUGUCACGAUUGGGGCCAUAUUGCAGACUGCAUCGGUAAACAUUGGCAUGUUUCUUGCGGGUCGAGUUAUCUCCGGAGUCGCCGUUGGAGCAUUGAGCGGUACUGUACCCAUCUACCUCUCAGAAAUCGCACCCCCAAAGAAUCGAGGGCUGAUUGGCGGUCUCUCCGGCGUGGGCCUUUCGUCUGGCACGAUGCUUGCAAAUUGGGUCGGUUACGCCUGUGGUUAUGCUCCAUACGGUGCAGUUCAGUGGCAUCUUCCAUUGGGCCUCCAGUUGCCUUGGGGUAUUAUCUUAUUCACCGGUUUGGCUACCUUCAUGCCCAACUCCCCACGCGAAAUGAUUCAGAAGGGCAAGCUUCAGGAAGCCCGCCAAGAGUUUGCAAAAAUUCGAAGCGAUUUACAAUCACAAGAACUACACGAAGAAUUUGGGCUUAUGCGAAGGCAAAUUGAAUAUGAGCGGUCCCGUGAACUCACUUCGUUUCGCGAGAUCUUUCGGUUAUAUCAACAUCGCGUCUUAGUGUCCGUCAGUGUGCAAGUAUUGACGACUGUGACGGGCGUCAAUGUUAUUCAGUACUAUCAGACAAUCCUCUAUAAGUCUUUGGGUAUUAGCUCUCAAACAAUUCUCGCUCUCACCGCGGCCUGGGGAACAUGUGCCUUCGUCUCUAACGCCAUCGCCGUCAACUUCCUCCCCGACGGAUUAGGCCACCGGAAAAUGCUUCUCUUCGGGCUGACUUGUGUCAUUAUCACCGGGAUCUAUUCCGCGGUUAUGCAGCUUAAAUUCCAGAACACGGAUAACCGCGUCGGCAAAGGAUUUGCCAUUUUAGGCAUAUUUUUAUUUGUCGUGUGCUACUAUGGUCUGAUCAACAGUACUACUUGGUUGUACGGGUCUGAGGUUCUUCCUAUGUCCAUUCGCAGCCGGAUAAUGGGCGUCGCUGCCAUGGCUCAUUAUGUCGUCAAUGUUGGCAUCACCGAGGCUGGACCCAGUGCCUUUGCUACGAUCCAUCAGAACUAUUAUUAUGUCUUUGUCGGAUGUUGCACUGUUUACUUGCUCAUCAUCUACUUUUACUUCCCGGAGACUAACCAAAAGACUCUCGAGGAAAUUGCCGCGGCAUUUGGUGACCGUGUUGUGGAAAUCGAUGAGCAGGAUGUAGUUGCUGAAGGAGUAGCAUUUGAGGGCAAAGCCAGCGCAGGGCAUAUCGAAGAUCAGGUCGACGCCUCGCGGCCAUGA
Messenger RNA from Trichoderma virens Gv29-8, 1485 nucleotides. RefSeq lists its product as uncharacterized. NCBI's taxonomy places the organism in Eukaryota, Fungi, Ascomycota, Sordariomycetes, Hypocreales, Hypocreaceae. Gene Ontology annotation, molecular function: carbohydrate:proton symporter activity. Bases 1 to 1485 code for a protein of 494 amino acids. Gene Ontology annotation, biological process: carbohydrate transport; transmembrane transport. The transcript is spliced from 12 exons. Gene Ontology annotation, cellular component: membrane. The record is from RefSeq and is a predicted model, not a curated record.